Ascoidea rubescens DSM 1968 is the source of this 2935-nucleotide messenger RNA. RefSeq lists its product as uncharacterized. The coding region runs from base 165 to 2741 and encodes 858 amino acids. Lineage: Eukaryota; Fungi; Ascomycota; Saccharomycetes; Ascoideales; Ascoideaceae. The transcript has a single exon. The record is from RefSeq and is a predicted model, not a curated record.
UUAGGUUCCAGAUAUACUCAGCUUUUUUAUUCUAAAUUCUAGAUACAUCUUUUCAUAAAUAACCAUUUCAUAAAUAAUCCCUUAUAUAGACCAAUCAAUCUUUUUUCCAUCUAUUUUACGUCUUUUGCACCACUCCACCGCAGCAAAAUAGAUGUUUGUUUGCCAUGUCUACCAUAUUUGGCUCUACAACAACUGCUUCAUCCUCAAAUAACAACGCUAAAGCCUUAGCAAAAUAUAGAAAAAGACUAGAUUUAAAAAAUAAAAACAAUAACCAGAAUAACACUCAGAAUUUCAACGGCAACACCAAUAAUAAUAAACUGAUUAACAAUCAAAAUUCAAAUAACAAUAUAAAUAGUUUACAGUCUAUAAUCACAAAUAACCUAAAUUCCCAUGAAAAUUCAACUCAUAAUAAACCUAUCAAUCUUAAUUCAAAUCCCAACAACACCUCAAAUAUUACUAAAAACAACCAUAUAAUAACUCCCAUAACACCAACAAAAUCUCUUAUUGUUUCCUCAAAUUCAACUUGGGACCUUGAAAAAACCUUGCAAAAUUUUAAUGAAAAUGGCUCAUUACCUCCAAUAUUAUCUCCAACUUUACCCCCUUGGACUAAAAAUAUAUUAGAUAUCCCUGAUGAUGAUAUCAGUGGCAGAAAUAACCAUAAAAAAUCUUUGUCUAACAAUUUCAGCAGAAAUGUCAACCAUAAUAACAACAAUGAAAAGAGAAAACUACGAAAAAUAAGCUCAAAAUUGAAAUUAUCUAUAAACCCAAACCAAAAUGACAUAUCGGAUUCUGAUGAUGACGAUUUACCUAAAAUUUUAUCUCCAACUAUUCCUUCUAUAUUUAAUUCUCCGAACAAUAAUAAUGCAAAUAACUUUACUCUUAAUAACAAUAAUAAUUCAAAUAAUAAUAUUAUUCAUCCUCUACCUAAAAAGAUAAUAAAAGUUUCCAAUCUGGAAAACAAUCUAAUAAAUUUUAAUAACAUUCCAAAUACUAAAAUAAAUAAAAAUAAAUACGUCUUAAAUAUUCAUAAUAGAUCUUUAAAAGUAAUACUAUAUAUACCCCCUUCAAAAUUAUCAACAAUAAAAAAUAAAAUCUCUACUAAAUUGAAUAACAAUACAGACCAAGAGUCAAAAAAACCCUUACCUUCAACAAAAAAAUUAUCCUCCUUUAAAAACUUAAAACAAUCAAUUUCAAAACAACUUCAACCUCAAUCUCAGUCUCAGUCUCAGUCUCAAUUCCAAUCUCAACUGCAAAAACGUAAACUUUCAAUUUCACAAUCUAAUCUCAAUAAUAUAUCAAAUAAUAAUUCUUUUGAUACUAAUAAUAAUGAUAACAAAAAUAUUGGAAUUAAAUCCGGUUUAUUAUCCCCAAUUCAUAUAAAUUCAGUCAGAGAAAAUAAUAACAAUAGCAAAAGCAAUGCUAUUAAUAAUACUCUUAACAAUAGUCUUAAUAUUAAAGACAAAGAGAAAUCUACUGAUAAAUUUAUUGACAAGUCUAUAGAAAAAUCUAAAGACAUGAAACAAAAAGAAAGACUUAAACCAAAAAUAAUUGAAAAGGAAAAAGAAAAAGAAAAAGAAAGAGAAAAUUUGAUUUUAAAAGAAAAUACAAAGGAUAGACAAAGGGAAAAAAUAAAAGAUAAACCAAAGGAAAAAUUUAAAGAAAGAGUAAAAGAGCAACCAAAGGAAAAAUCUAAAGAAAAACCUAAAGAUCAAUCCAAGGAUAUAUCCAAAGAAAGAUAUAAAGAAAACCCCAAAGAAAGAGAGUUUUCUUAUCCAAAUCCAAACUUGACUCCAAACAUAAAUAAUAAUCUUAGAAACAUUACUGCUGUUAGUUCUCCAACUAACUCGAUCUCAUCAGUUUCAAGAGGAGAAAGAAAUUUUGAAAAUAAAGAUUCAACUCGUAGUAUUUUAUUAAAUAAAAAAAAAUAUUGGUUUGAAAAGGCAAAACAAAAAAAAGCAGAAGUUGACAGAAUUAAAACCGCAUUACCUCCAAACAACAAAAACUUUCUAUUAUUUAUAUCAUCUAGUUUAGAUGUUAUAUUAACUUAUAUAAUAGCUUAUAAUUAUGAUGAAAGAGCUCUAAAUUUUGAAAAAAGAUUACCAAGCGAAAAAAACUGGAAAUCAUUACCACUUCUUAUUGAUGGAAUUAUUCAAUUUAUUAAAUCAAAAAGAGAUAUUAUUCACCCUAGAAUUUUGGGCCUUUGUUACCAAAUUAAAUCUGCGAUACUUGAACAUAUGAGAUGUUUAAUUUCACAAAGAACAACUAGAUUGGUUAAAAGACAAGAAGAAUUGAGAAAUAUUAAACAAAGAAGAAGUGAGGAAAAAGAAGAACUUGAAGAGAUCAAUGAUAAGUUUAUAAGCUUAAUGCCAAUUUUGUUAUCAUACUCAAACAGUUCUAAAAAAUAUUUGUUAUUGGGUGAAGAGUUUUUAAGUUUCAAGCUUUUAGAAACAACAUUUCCUCGAACAUUUUCUCGAAACUUAAAUUUUCAAUCUCAAUAUUUUAAACAUAUUCAAGUUUUAAAAUUUAAUGGUAAAAAUACUAUUAGCAUGAUUGAUUUUUUUGACAAUAAAAAUAAUGAUGGUAAUCAAAAUCCUCCUGAUGAUUAUUUUUAUUUACCAUUUAAUAAUUAUUUGAGCUUACAGCAAGUUUGUGCUUAUUCUUAUUCCAUAAUUAAUGAAUGGGUUCAAUUAGAGAACAUAACGAAUUUCAAUUGGUCUUUUGAUAAUAAAAGAAAUAGUUGAUAAUAAAAGGUUUUUGGUUUUGUUUAUAAAAUUAUUUUAUUCUUUUUAUUUUUUGUUUUUAUUUGUUGGUUUAUUUCUAUAUUUAUUUUUUUGAAGAGAUCACUUUUUUUUUGAAAAGCCUGUUGCUAAAGGUUUAUUAUCUUAUUUUUAUUUUUAUUUUCAUUUUCAUUUUCGUUUUCAUUAUUUUUUUUUUG